AUGUCGGAAUCCGCAGAAGCCGUGGCCGCCGACGUUAAGAGCAGGAGGAGCGUCACCAUUGAGAUCACAAAUAUGACCAACAAUUACUGCCUCAUCAACCCCAAGGUACACCUGGAGAAUGGCGAGGUCUACAACCCACCUCAACCCACGGUGCGUCCCCAAAAGACAGAGGUGUGCACCUUCACCAAAUCUAGCGGCCACGCGACUGGCAGCGUCGGCGUCAUGACCUACGACCUCUUCGAGAGGUCUCAGAAGGACUUCAUUGAGACGGUGGCCAUCAUGUUCUCCGUGCCGUGGGACUACAACUUUUACAAGAACUGGUACGCCGUGGGCAUCUACAAGAAGGGCGUCAAGUGCAACGAAGACCUGUUCAAUCAGAUGUACAACGAGAAAAAGCAAUGCGAGCACGGCUUCAGGCGCGAGGAGGCCACCGGCACGGGGAUCAACUACGUUGGUAACUACCUAGAUGUCAAAGCCACCAUGGGCCCGAUGGGCAAAGCCAUCAUGAAAGUGGAAUUGUGGGAUAAGCUCUUCGCAUACUAG
This is a messenger RNA of Nerophis lumbriciformis (worm pipefish), 543 nucleotides long. Lineage: Eukaryota; Metazoa; Chordata; Actinopteri; Syngnathiformes; Syngnathidae. The record is from RefSeq and is a predicted model, not a curated record.